ACCCUAAUUCCAAAACCCCACCCCUUAACUCUAAAUCCUAAGGUUUGAAUUAAUUAACCCAAAUGGUAUAAGUGUAUAUUUACCUCUUUAGUGAAACUUAUUUUUGUGAUUUUGAACCUUGAAUGCUACUUUGAAAACAAAAACUUGGUUUAGUGCUAUCCUAUUCUUUUUCUCUUUAAUAAAUGCUGAUAAAUUAACAAUAUUAAAAUAAAUUAUCAGUACAAAAUUUUGCUUACCAUACGAUGUUGUUGUUUUUAUAUUUUCUUGAUCUAAUAUUUAUAAUUUUGUCUAUAUAAGACCAAAAAUGUAAAAAUAUUAUCUUGUACAGAAUAAUUAUUAUUUGAUAUUUAAAUAUUUUUACCAAAAUACUACUGAAUAUUAAUUAACACAUUAUAUUAACUAAAUAUAAUUUUGCAUUAAAACUUCAAAAAUGAAACAAAUAAAACUGCUAUGGAGGAUAGAAUCAAAGACAUUGUUUUUCAUAUAAUCCAGACACGGUCAGGCGGAAGUGUUUAUCGGAGAAACUUCUGGUCUGAUCAUAACUUGAUAUAAUGAAUAUGGAUAGUUGUGAGAAAAAACUUGUAAAACUUCUUAUUUAAUAGGCUAGAGAAAACAAAAUUUGUUUGGUCAUUUAUUUUGAAUACAUACAGACUCAGAUGAAAUAUUCAAAAUAUCAAAAUUUGAUACUUCCAAAGUAAAAGAUUAUGAUUAACAAAAUUUAGGAAGGACACUCAGAUUUUUUCUUCUCCUCCAUUUCUGAUCUUCUCUUUUGUGAUGAUUCGCCACAAAGUCUGCUCUUCUUUUCAUAUGUGGAUUCAAGGAAAAUAGUACAGUACAUGUCUGAACCAUUGAAUUAUACCAAUUUGAUUUAGAUUAAUAAACGUGUCACAUUUGAUUAACAGAAUCAGAUCAUCAAAUAUUCAAAGUCUAAAGAGAUUAUGACUUUGUCUGCUAUUGGUUAAAGGUCUGCUGAAAAGAAGCCUAGUUACGAACAUAAGUAUAGCAAUUACAUGUCGUUUGGUGUAAUGCCUUAUUAUUCGAUCUAGCCUCUAGGAGCUAAACAUGUGAAUUUCGUUAAGCAUCAAUCUAAAUACUUGUCUCAUUGAAAAUUCGAUGCCUAGUGACAUAAAAUAUGUUAGUUAUGUUGGAAUUUAUAGACACAUGUAGGUAAAGCUUUUGCUUUUAAUUAUUCCGCAUAAAGUCACGUUUUAAAGAAUGUUUAAUGUUUGUUUCCCAUAGUUUAACGUUGUGUACACGCAAUAAGCUAUCAUCGUUUCAGUUUAGCUGAUCAUGGUACGUUUGCUGGGGGGUCAUUAUAAUAAAAACCAACUGUAUAACGAUCCUGCGAGACAAGAAAAUCUCUUAUCAUCAAUAGUCAGACAUCAAAUCUGGUUUCCGGUAAUUUGACGUUGGCAAGUUAAAUAAUUAUCUUUAAAAAAUAAAAUAAUUAUUACUCAUAGCACAAGGCCGAUUCAACGUUUCCAGAAAUCUAGCGUAAGACUAGAAUAUUAUGCAAGAUACAAAAAUCUCUGCAGUUGUUCCCAGUGGCUGAGGGAGAAAAUGUUUUUUAAAUGGGUCAAAUUGAUGAUACAAGUGUUUUACAAGGGCCAGUAAGCAAAAUUCAUUAUAUGUUUCUAUAUGAAAUGCAAAAAAAAAAAAAAUUCAAAAAUUCACAUGAGUCAACUGACCCACAUGAUCAUAGGCUAGCUCCGCCACUGGUUGAUCCUAAAUUUCUGAAACCGAAGUUAUGUCUUCUUUAGCUAAGCUUCGGACCAAGCAGGUUUUACCAUGAAUAUAAUUUAUUGUGAAAUUUUCCUUAAACUAAAUGAUUGUUCAGUGAUGAAGUAGCUUUGAUUCUCCAAGGAAACAUCUCAAUUUUUCGACAGUGUAGUAAUCAUGUAGAAGACAUCACUAACAACUCCAUUCACGUGACAAACUUGACCACUGAUCAAAUUUACUUGACCCGGCCUGUAUGGCCACUACCCAGCACACGAAUUGACGAAUCUUGAAUUAUUAUAGUAAUAAUAUAUAUGAAACUAUAACUUCCUAAAUAAAUAUAAGAAUAUCAUCACAUCAGUUUCUCGGUGGAGAGCAAAAAAAGUUUAAAUAAUAGCAACAAUGGAUAUUUCUUGCAAAAAUAAUUAAGUCCGCUGCCUUCAGUUUUGGUUUACAACCCACAACUUCAACAAAAUAAAAAAAUAGUCUUCUCAAACUUUUUUCUCAUCUGUCCAUCGGCACAUCUAAUGAAAUAUAUUUUAUUUUUCUUCUUAUCCCAUCAUUUCUUAUCGUACGAUUUGUUGUUUUUCACUAAAUUAAGAUUUUUUCUUCAGUUUUAACUUUUAAGUUUUAACAUAGUAUAAAGUAUGAUUGGUAAUCUACGAACGUAGUUAGAAACCAACCGUUCAUACUCUUGCCAAUUGGUGUAAUAGUUUGGGGAUUGGUUAAAAGCAGCCGUAGAAUGUAUAUUAUUUUCGUAAAAAUAUAUAUAUAUUAUUUUCAUUUUUUAUAUUUUUAUACCAAGUAUAAUAAGAAAUCGUUGAAAAGAUCUCUAACUAUAACUAUUAUUACUAUCUCUUAUCGUAUAGUUACAUACAUUAUUAUAUAUUUUGCCCUUUUAUUGAGAUAUAAACAACAACUUUUACUAUACGUACUGACCAAACCUUGUCAACCAAGUGUAUGUACCAAAAUUUGGUACAUAUAGAUUUCGAUGUACCAACAUGGUUAUUUCACGUUUGCAAGCGGUGGUUUUUCCAGUUAGAUAAUAAACAACUUGGCCCUUUAGAGUUAGUAACGUUAGAUGGGAUAUGCUAUGUUCAAGGAAAAUAAACCAUAGUAACAUAUAAGAAGAUAAAAGAAAAACAUAUAAGAAGAGAAAUAAUCUUUUUUUUUGUCAGCAAGAAGAGAAAUAAUCAAAAGAGUGACAAAAGGAUUUCAAUACCUUUAUUGGACAAAUAGGGCUGUCCCAUGAUAUGACUCUGUCCUUCUACAGCUGUCUUGGUAAUUCAACUUCUGCAAUUUUUAUCGCUUAAAUUUUUUUCUCUUUCGAAUAUAAUGUAAAUAUGUGUACUAAAGCUAAUAUAAAACAGAAGUGGGAAACAAAACCGCAGAGAUUCCAUGGUUCUCUUGUUACUUGCUUCAGUCUUCUUGUAGUCUUCUCAAUCAUCAUAUUAGGACCUGCCACGGUAAAAACAAUUAUCUGAAGAAGGAUUUUCUUACACUGACAUCAUGAUAGUUCAAUGAAAAUAAUUAGUUUAAUCUUCUUUUUUUUGUUAAAGGGGUUUAAUUAGUUUAAUCUUAUUAGUAUAAUGCUUAUUGAGUUUUUUUAUCAAUAUUAUUGAGUAUAUCUAAGUGAUUUUAUUUUAUUUUUGGUAAAAAUGUUAAAAAAUUUAUACUAUUUUUGGAGUUUAUACCAUUAUCUAUGUUGAUUUCUUAACUUGUUCUUCCUCCGUUUUAUAAUACUUGAUGUUUUGCCUUAGUGCACAAAGAUUAGAAAAGUUAGAUUUAAAAAAAAAACAUUUUUAAAAAUAUAGUUUUUAAAUUAUUUAACCAAUUAUAAAAAGAUGGUAAAAUCUAAUUGACUUCUGAAGUUUCUACUCGAUCGUUCACUCAAUGGGGAUAAUAAUGAUGUCUUCAAGGUUUUUUGGUCUUGAGAACUUUUUUUUAGGUCUUGAGAAGUUAAAUUUAGCCAAGUAUUAUUUAUGAUUUUUUUUAAAAAUAAUAUUUGAUUUUAUUUGGUGAUACAAUGCUGGUUCAUAUCAUAGAGUAGCAUUUUUGUUUCAACUCCAUUGUGAUAUGCCCAAUUCUUUAUAUUGUCACACUAAAACUGGACCGCUAACUCUAUACAAGACAACAGGUUUUGUUAUUAGCUUAUAUAACCCUACUCGGACAUUCACAAAAUAACCUCGUGAACUACAGCUUUGUGAUCACCGUUAGCAACUUCUUUAGUAGCAGACUAGCAGUGAGCACAUCAACAUACAACUUUACUAGUUCUGAAUUUUUUUUUAUGAAUAAUAAAGUGCAUUUGCUUUGCGAAAUCAAGAAUGCCACGGUAAGAAAACAUUGUAUUUUUUUUUUUGCUGCAACCAUAUCUGAAGAAUAUCACUUUUACAUCUAAAAAAUGAUGUAACCAAUUGAUAUUUUAAAAAAUUUGGAAUUUUAUUUUUUGAAAAAUGUUUUAAAAAAACGAGGUAUAUCAAAUUGGGUAUAAAACGUGAAUGCCUUUUUGCUAGGGUGAAAUGGAAACACAACUCACGGCCAAGCAGAUACUUCUCUCUUACUGUUUCAUUUUAUUUCAUUUGUUAUUUUAUUCAAAAGAGUGAAUCCUCAAUAUUUUCCAUCACUUGAUAUGACCUUUCAGGAACCUUUUCUUUAUUCAUCGAAAGUAUUAGUAUUUAACAAGGUGAAAUAUAAAAAUAAAAUACCUUUUCGAACAGAAUAAAAAUAAAAUACCUAAGAACAUACAAUAAACGAUCAUUCAGUAUUUAAUAUUCUCUUUAAUACAUAUAUUUAUACUUUUUUAGCAAUGCAUAUUCACAUUUAUACCCUUAACAACCUACAACUAUAACAACAAAAUAAACUAAUAUGCACAUAUUUGUCCCCAAAAGAAGAAAAAAAACUAAAAUGCAGUUUAAAAGAACGACAAAAGAUCAUUGAUGAAACUCAACUAGAUGUUUCUUUUAACGAAUGAUAAUCUUCAAUAAAAUAUCCUCUGAAGUAAAUUUGAAAAAUACAAUUCGAUAUAGCCAUUAGACGUUUUUUCUUUUCUUUAAUGAUACUAAUCAAAUUAAAGACUUACUUUUAAAAGAUUUGUACCAUUAUCGAUCUCACCUGUUCACGGUGUUUGUUUUGAUUUAUCAUUCAACAUAAAUAAAUGCAAGUUAUGGGCCAUUUCAAGCCCAUUAUUAUCGAGUUGGCCCAUAUUCCUAUUAAGGAUAAGAAGCUAAACAAAACACUUGUCGGAGCUCAAGGUCUGUGUCUGUGUAAGGUUUUUGUGGCAUGGAAAAUGUAUGUGAUUAGCUUUGUCAGUCACUGACUGAAAAAAACAUAUUGAUACUUUCUUUUGUCAAUAACUUCCGCCGACAUAUGUUGAAAUCUUUUAAGCUUUAUAAGAUAUUCUGAUUGACAACUUAUUUUUCAAAAGAAGGGAUAAUGAUUCAGGGAAGAAAAGAAAGAGCGCAAUCAGCGGCAUGAAUAUGUUUUCCCGAAACCCCAAAGUAAAAAAGACUCAACACUUUGAUGUUUUUUUCUUUGCAUGCUUUACUUUUUCAUCAUUUUAUCUCACUAAAAUGUCAAUACUAAACUUACAAAACUGUAAGGUGCAACAAAGUCCUUGAGUUUCACAAGGAUUAUAUAUAAAUCUUCAUUUUACAUAUCAAUUAAUCAGGAGUGUGCAACUCUAACUUGUUUUCUUCUCAUAUUUAUGUUUCUAAAAUUGCAAGUUCAAUAUGGCACCCUUAAGACAAAUAACCUUUUUUUUUUUGAACAACAAACUUGACAAAUAACUAAAACCAAGCUAAAGUAUAAUAUGAAAUGUUCAGUUUUACUUUUGAUAAGAUCUGAGAGUCAUUUACAGACCAAACCAACCAAGCUAAAAUAUAAUAUUUAGACAUGCAUCAUUAUUUACUUAUGACCCUACAUUUACAUGCCUUUCCUUGCACAUUUUUUGUUCCAAAAGACAAAACAAAGAAACACGAUCGAAAAGAAAAACAUGAACUCCAAAUCUCUCACUUGUUGUGUUGUGUUCUUGCUACACACAAAUUUAUUAUCUUCUACAUCGCCAUCAUCUCUCAUCCACAUCAACUCCACGACAUCAAUCCUCAAUGUCACGUUACCACACUCCUUAUCUCAAUCCCUUGAGGAUUUCGCCCUCAAGACGUUAACAAACCAACACCACACCGGUUCUUUAUACCGAGCUGUCUUACCGAAUAAUUUAUCAGGCAUAGAAGUCUCCAUAGUCCGUCUCAGCGGGAAGAGCAUUUGGAACGCCGGGGCCAGAUUCAGCAACGUGCUUAUUCCGGCAAGGUCAGUUUCGGUUCCUCCUGCAAGGAGAGUCGCUAUUGUGUACCAAAAUCUAGGGAACUGGUCUAACCAUUGGUAUACCGUACCCGGUUACCGGUUAAUCACUUCUGUCUUAGGGUUUAGGGUUUUGGACGUGUCGGAUCAAGACAACGUCAAAGAGAUCAGUCUAAAGAUGAAGAAUCCUGUAAAGAUCUUGUUUAGGGAUUUAUCGGAUGAAAAAAUGUUGUCUAGGGUAAGUUGCGUGAGUUUCAAGGCACAAAACGAAGACAAGGAAGCUGCUCGUAUAAGCAGAAUGAUUCUCCCGGGCGUGUGUUAUGGUUCAAGCCAUGGAGACUACUCGGUGAUCGAACCUUUAGAGAAGGAUAAGAAGAAGAAGGUGGCGUUAUGGGGGACCUGGUGGUGGCUGUGGAUGGUUGGUCUAGUAUUAGGGCUUGGCAUGUUAUGGUUCUUAGGGUUUGUAUGUACAAUGGGGCUAAGGAUUUUAAGAACAAAGAAGAUUCAAGUGAUGAUGGAGAGGGAAGCUAAUGAUGGUGAAGUGUUUGAGAGUAGGUGGGUUGGUGGAAGUAAAAUGCCAUCUGCAACUGUAACCAGAACCUUACCAGAGUCAGAAUCCCGAUUCGAAAACGGUUAUCAUGGAUGAAUAAACGUUUGUGUCUAAUAAUUCAAUAUUGAAAGCACUGUGAAGAAAUAUGAAUUUAUCUUUACUAUGCGAGACAUUAUAGCUGAAUCUCAAAGUCUUCUCACAUCAAGACUUGUGUUAAGUCUAGGCAUUGCAUAUUCCCACUCUAAAACCCUCGCAAGUAUGAGCCCAAAACAGUUAAAACUCAGAGGAAGAUAGCCAGCAAGAUGAAUAAUUUGUAAACAUAUUCUACCUCUUUCAAUAUUAUAAAUACCAAUACAUAUUAGACAAGAAUGUCUAGAGAAGCUUAAUGAUUUUAUUCAUACAAUAUAGGUUUAAUGAUUGCAAAGGCAUCCCAGUAUUGAAUCAGAAGAAGAAAAACUUCAGUUGCAAGCAAAACAGGAUAAAUGGAUGCAAUAAUGCCCACA
Molecule: messenger RNA, 7065 nt
Organism: Brassica rapa (field mustard)
Lineage: Eukaryota; Viridiplantae; Streptophyta; Magnoliopsida; Brassicales; Brassicaceae
Cellular component (GO): membrane
Source: RefSeq, a predicted model, not a curated record